AUGUCAUUGAAACCCAAGCGGGAAGAUUCAUUUGAGAGUGCCUGUCGAUCAAGAGUACCUGCCGAUCGAAACCUCAGCCUGGAUCUUCUUGAGUCCGUUAUAAGGCGAAGCGUGACCCCUAUGGUGUUUGUGGCUGCCUCUUGUGCCUACCCAGGUGACCCACGUAGCCUUAGUGGCUGUUGCUUGUGCCUGCCUACCCAAGCACAGCCAAUUGAGUCCCACAUGUUACUUUAUGCCUCACAAAUACUUCUUGGCAAGCAGAGUGCCUGUCGAUCAAGAGUACCUGCCGAUCGAAACCUCAGCCUGGAUCUUCUUGAGUCCGUUAUAAGGCGAAGCGUGACCCCUAUGGUGUUUGUGGCUGCCUCUUGUGCCUACCCAGGUGACCCACGUAGCCUUAGUGGCUGUUGCUUGUGCCUGCCUACCCAAGCACAGCCAAUUGAGUCCCACAUGUUACUUUAUGCCUCACAGUAA
Molecule: messenger RNA, 471 nt
Organism: Ilex paraguariensis (yerba mate)
Lineage: Eukaryota; Viridiplantae; Streptophyta; Magnoliopsida; Aquifoliales; Aquifoliaceae
Source: the annotation of a GenBank genome assembly